AUGAAUGCCGCUGUAGCCAUGCAACACUCUACAACACAUCGAGCAUUCAUCGGAGGCGCUAUUAGCAUUACAGCCGGCCUGGUAUUCGGUACAGCCAGUUUCCUUGGUUUUGGGGACAGUGCUGCCCAGGUCCUCACAAAGUGCAUGUCGGCAUGGAUGGGUCACCAUCAUCGGACAGGGUUUCCUAAGCUUCUCAUGGAAUCAGCAGCAUCCCAUCCAAACGGUCCCUUGGAUCAUCUCCGGUUGCUCAAUAACGCACCCGAAUCAUUAUCUACACUCUCAACAUCAGCACCAUCAAGACGUUUGUUCGUCCAUACUCGAUGCGCAUAA
This is a messenger RNA of Zychaea mexicana, 330 nucleotides long. RefSeq lists its product as uncharacterized. Lineage: Eukaryota; Fungi; Mucoromycota; Mucoromycetes; Mucorales; Lichtheimiaceae. Bases 1 to 330 code for a protein of 109 amino acids. The record is from RefSeq and is a predicted model, not a curated record. The transcript has 2 exons.